Messenger RNA from Branchiostoma belcheri (Belcher's lancelet), 3512 nucleotides. RefSeq names its product excitatory amino acid transporter 1-like. The record is from RefSeq and is a predicted model, not a curated record. Gene Ontology annotation, biological process: L-glutamate transmembrane transport. The transcript has 10 exons. Gene Ontology annotation, molecular function: glutamate:sodium symporter activity; neutral L-amino acid transmembrane transporter activity; L-glutamate transmembrane transporter activity. Gene Ontology annotation, cellular component: plasma membrane. NCBI's taxonomy places the organism in Eukaryota, Metazoa, Chordata, Leptocardii, Amphioxiformes, Branchiostomatidae. Bases 210 to 1820 code for a protein of 536 amino acids.
AUACCACAUGUACCAGGUAGUCAGGUAGUUGGCAAGCAAACGUAGACAAGGUUUUGAGAUAAGAAGGCCACGUGACUCCUCACACACCCGCGCGUUAGACCGGCUAGGACCGGCUGUUUGCUUUUAUUUCACAACACAGGGGAGCCUCGGUACAGCCUGUCACGUCCGUACUCUCUGCGUUUAGUUGGAUAUUUCCUCUUGUUUAAACCAUGGAUGUCGAAGCCAAGGGUCGAACAUCGUCGGGGAACGAGUCCUACCCGGACAGCGACCCUCCCAGCUACCACUCGGCGGAAAGCACCGAGACCUUCGCCCGCAAGACGCUGAGGUUCCUCCGGCAGAAUGCCCUCCUCCUGCUGACGAUCGUCGCCGUGUGCCUGGGCGUGCUGCUCGGCUUCACCUGCGCUCCUCACGUCGGGGAAGGUGACGUCAAGUACAUCUCCUUCCCGGGUACCCUUCUGAUGAGGAUGCUGAAGAUGCUGAUUUUGCCGCUCAUCGUCUCGUCUCUGAUUUCUGGCGUCGCUUCGCUCGACUCCAAAACAAGCGGGAAGCUUGGUGGGAGGGCAGUGCUUUACUACAUGUGCACCACGCUGAUAGCCGUGAUCAUGGGGAUCGUGCUGGUGGUCAGCAUCCAGCCGGGGAAAGGCGCGGGGAAGGUGGACAGGACGGGGCAGGCACCCAGCGUCUCCACCGUGGACGCCUUCCUCGACAUUCUCAGGAAUAUUUUCCCUGACAAUCUUGCAGCAGCAACAUUCCAGCAGUUUCAAACAGUGCUGAAAGAGGUCAUACCGGAAGACGGCAAUGGCACGGCCGGAAACGACACCAUGUUCAACGACACCAUGUUGAACUUGACAGAACCCGCCAAGGUUUACGUUACCGAGGACGGCACCAAGGAAGGCAUGAACGUGCUCGGCCUGGUGGCCUACUCCAUCGCACUCGGGGUCAUCCUGAGCACCAUGGGCGAGGCCGGCCGACCUCUCAUCAACUUCUUCAACUCGCUCAACGACGCCACCAUGCGGCUGGUCUGGGUAGUGAUGUGGUACUCACCUAUCGGCAUCACGUUCUUGAUCGCUGGGAAGAUUAUUGAGAUGUAUGACGACCUGAGUGCCCUGGCUGGAGCACUGGGCCUGUACACUAUUACUGUGCUGGUGGGGCUUGCUAUACACGGUCUUAUCAUCUUACCGCUCCUGUAUUUCGUCUUUGUACGGAAGAAUCCGUUUGUCUUCAUCGCUGGUCUUGUGCAGGCCCUUCUCACCGCUGUAGGAACGUCUUCAAGCUCUGCCACACUGCCAGUGACAUUCAAGUGUCUGGAGGACAACAACGGCAUCGAUCCCAGAGUAACUCGCUUCGUUUUGCCGAUCGGGGCGACCAUCAACAUGGACGGAACAGCGCUGUACGAGGCCGUGGCUGUUAUCUUCAUUGCGCAGGUCAACGGCACCCCUCUGGACGUGGGUGGUAUCAUUGUUGUCAGCGUGACAGCUACCGUGGCUGCCAUUGGUGCAGCAGCCGUCCCCCAGGCGGGGCUCAUCACCAUGGUGAUCGUACUCUCGGCAGUCGGGCUGCCUGCAGAUGAUGUCACUCUCAUCAUCGCCGUUGAUUGGUUCCUGGACCGGUUCAGAACCAUGAUCAACGUUCUGGGCGACUCCAUAGGGGCGGGGAUCGUGGCCCACUCGGUCCGGAACGAGCUCCCGGAUGAGGUGGAUGACGUGGAGAUGGGGACAGUCACCCAGCCGGCCGACAGGAAGAACAGACGGUCCACCGCCUCGGACGGACACGAGAACCGCGCUCUGGAGGACGAGAGAUCAUUUGAAACUGCCAUGUAGACAGCCAACACUAGCCUGAGUGUCAGCCUUGUUAGCUUUCGUCCGCUACCCAAGAUCCGCUCCUGGCCAACUUGUUGGCGGGGAGCGGAUCUUGGGUAGCGAGACGAAAGCUAACAAGGCUGACACUCAGGCUAAGCCAACACGGGAUGACCGUUAGCCUCUGUAUCAGGCGUCUUGGCAGGGCUUUCAUGGGGCUUAUUAUGUGCUAUUUACCUGAUUGUAUGUCAGUUCUGAUUCUACCCGGUUUUGGGCAUAUAUCUGUCAGUCUUUGUGAACGUAGGUUACAACCAGAACUGGCAUACAAUAUGUGAACAGAAAAAAAUAAGUCAGAACAGAAAAAAAACAGAAAAGGAAAGGUUCUCAACAAAAGCCUGCUAUGGAGGCUAAUGAGUGGGGUCAGGGGUCAUCUCCAAGUAGAUGUUUGACGGGAAAGCCGUCAGGUCUUCCUUCAUUUCUUUCCUGAAAAUCUGUCGGGGUGGGAGGGGGGCUGUUGGAAAGCGGCAUUUUCUCACCUUACAUCUGUUUCUGGAUUACGAUAUUGUACGAGCCAUAUUAGAGAUGAAGAAUUGUAGUGCCCUUGACUCUUCUUGUGACUGCGUACAAGAAAAGUAGCUGUCUGUUUUACCUUACGUUUUGGGGGAGGCAAGCUGUUUAGGUUCCCUAAGGGUGUGUAUGAUGAAGUCCAAUGUAACAUAUAUAGAGUGACUUGUACAGUUGUGCCAUGGGGGUCGUUGUACAGUUGAUGAGUGAGCUGCAUGUAAGGAAUAUGAGAUAUUCUAACUAGAGAAUUAACAUUUGCAAAGCAAAUGCAUAAUGUUUUCCUUCGGACAUUGUCUGCUCUGUUAAUUCCUACUCAUUCACAUACAUGUACUACUAAUAUGGUGACAGGAGCAGAGCAGACCAUGAAAUUGCAACAUGAUGUAACCCAACACCAGUCACCAUGGUGACAGAUGUCAACAAAUCAUGUGAUUGGUCAGGUAAUAGGUCACUGUUUGGAGAAGAAGAAGAAACUGAGCAAAAACAAUAUGUUUUCCUUCGGUAAACAUAAUGAAGGAAAGGAGCUGAAGAAAUGUGUUGCCGUGUACACCCCUGUUUCAAUGGAAUAGUUCUAGUAAAACCCCCUCCGCAACUACCAUUUUGAGUUAUCUAAAUGACUUCUGAAGUCUUCCAUUGUUUUUCUGUGUAUCGAUAUGCAUCUGAAAAUAUAAAUCAAGCGAUAGUGGCUAUACAAUGAAAACCGUUUGGGAUAGCCAAGAAGCUUAAACAGUUUAAAAUCUCCCUUGAAUGGCAUCGGUCAUUGCAGAAAGUGCACAACGUAAUGAAGCUUGCACACACGUACAGUAAAAGGAAAUUUUCUGUUUAGUUUUUCCCCGGAAAGCUACCCAAACUUAGAGCCCGGGGCUCUUUCGCACCGCCGUCCAACGAACAAAAUGUAAGAAGAACAGUAAAGGAUGUAAAUAUGUGUAGAUAUUUGAAAAAUAGGCAGUAAGAUCAUGUUGAGUUCGCCAUAUUAGGCAUGUGACAGCUGUAUUUUAAAGCCAUGUUAUUACUAUGAAAUCAUUAGAAUGGUGAUGUAACACUAGACGCAUAUGUAUCAAACUAAUUUGAAUGCGAUGAUUAAUAAGUCAGUAUGAUUUUGCAUAUCUACUGUAAAUGUCAUUUUACUCAUAAUAAACUAUUGAUAACCUCUCA